UUAACGUUAUGGAUUUUCAUCUGUUUAAUUAGGGAGGAAAGAUCGAUAAGGGUUCUUCUUCUCUUGUACCUGUAACAGCUGAUACUGGCCAAGAACACAGUUCUACAGUUCCACAGUUGCAGUGGAAGAACCUUUUAUCGUACAUCAUGAUCGAGCAAUUAGAGAAACCAUAGGUACUCUAUUCAAAGUUAGACGCGAUGUACUGCAGCAUCCCAUAAGAAGUCAUGGUGAAGAUCAUUAUUGUGAAAAUCCCCAUAAAGCCGAACGAGGAAUUCAGCAGACUGAACGAGCCGCUUCAAACAGUUGCCACGGGAUACUGUCCCGCUAACUAUUCCGUCACACAGACGAACAACGAGGAGAAGCUGCAUCCAGAGAAUGAAAUAUACCCUACACAGGAAUACAGGCAAGAGCCGUGGCUUCAAGAUGGCAGCAGCUGCGAAACGGAGGACAGCGAGCAGUACGUUCCCGAGUUCCAUCGGAUGUCAAACGCCAGUGUGAAACAGGAAUCCGCAAACUGCAGAAGGAUCAGCGAUAAUAAUUAUUCGCCGUACCAGACGUCGGUGAACCAUCCCCAUUCGCAGAGCAGCACCUUCCUGGACCUCGAUCCGGAGAAUCGGAGCGGCUGCUUCGGAAGCGGCAAGAUGAGCUCGCGGACAACGGAAAGCACGAAGAACGUGGCGGUGAAGGAGGAACCGGCUGACAGAGGGUACGGCGAGUCGAUUUCCGUCACGACCAUCCCCACAUCGACGGCCCAGGACACUCGAAACACCAACAGCAUGGUUUAUCAGCAACAGCAGCAGUACGCCAGCGGAACUAGGAAUGCCAGAGGAUCUCCAUCGCCUAGCCGGCCAGCCAGCGCUUCCUCCGCGGCUUCUCAGUGGCAAUCAACGGUCUCGGCUACGGGCGAAGCUUUCUUUCCGCGUCAGGAGAACUGGAGCUCGGAAGUGUAUGGUAAAAGAAGCGUGACUCCCACGUGGACCGAGCUAGGAGUUCAAUUAGACGGCAGGAAUCCGUCGUGGGAGAGACAGAGCAAUUGUUACCAGAAGAAAGGCUCUCCUAGCUCGUGGAACGCGGACUAUGCCGGCAAGAGGCCAUCGUCGACGACAGGAGUGUCGCCUUGGAGCGAGAUGUCCGUUGGCUAUCAGCAGCAGCGUCGAGGUUCUCUGCAAUUAUGGCAGUUCUUGGUCACCCUGCUGGACGAUCCUGCGAAUGCUCCCUGCAUCGCGUGGACCGGCCGUGGGAUGGAAUUCAAGCUGAUCGAACCGGAAGAGGUGGCUCGCAGGUGGGGAGUGCAGAAGAAUCGUCCGGCUAUGAAUUACGAUAAAUUAAGCAGAUCGUUGAGGUACUAUUACGAGAAAGGGAUAAUGCAAAAGGUGGCAGGAGAGAGAUACGUGUACAAGUUCGUGUGCGACCCGGAAGCGCUUUUCAAUAUGGCGUACGGCUCGGCGGGCUCAGCCAGUCUUCCCAGCGAAGUUCAAAACGGAGUUCGAAGUCAGUCGAUAUCCGGAAAGAUAUCAUCCUCGAACGAUGUCUCCGAUUUAGCGAAACAUCCUACCACGGGCUACGGCGAUGCAGUCCUUGCCAUGUACUCGAACACCGCUGCAGUGUAUGGACCGUCCAGUUUACAUCACCUGCACCAGUAUCUCGGUGGCAACGAGGGCUUCAAGACACCAUCGAACAGAUACCAUCCUCAUUACUCGCACGAGUACAACGGCAGUCAUCAUCAUCCGCCGUCUAGUUACGCAGAGACCUUCCUGAACUACGGUCGCUUGUCGCACGACGCUGCGACCGAAUCCAGAGGCCAGGAGCUACCGAGAAUCCCAUACCCGCAGGAAACCGAGGGUAUCAGCAGAGAGCGAGAACCUUCAUCGAUCUUGUACGAUGGUGUGCAGAGAACGCAAUUACCGGCCGCUCCUACGCUAUCCCAGCCGACCUUGCUAGAUGCUACCACCACCAGCUCGAAGAUCGAGCAAACUUCGUACGCCUGCUUGGGUGUAGGCAGUUGCGUCUCCAUGGGUAGGAGCAAAUCCACGGAACCGGAAGAAUCCACGAUGGGCUUCAAGGACAAGCAGAAGGCCUUGGACACGUUGAAGGCACUGGACGGUCGAGAUAUCAGUUAUCAAUACCACGUGAUUGCCAGCUUCGUGACCCGCUCGAAAAGAACGCUGCAGAUCACCAGGGACGAGGAAAAGUUGGCGAACCUUCGCGAGGCUUUGAAAGUGUUCGAGGAUUGGCUGGCUGAUUACAAGGAAAACAAUCGUAGCAAAGAGAACCUCGCUUACGUGCCAAUCGAGACUAUAAAAGGCUACAGGACUCUUGCCAAAAAAUAUGAUGUUCUGGAAGAGGAAUUUUACAACGCGUACAAAAAGGAGAAGGGAGACUAUAAAGGUCUGCGGUCUGUUAAGACUCCGAGCAGAGAGACCACCUGGGACAUCGAGAGGAAUCGAAGGUUGAAGCAGAUCAUCGAUAAGAUCAAACAGGAGCACAUACAAUGGUACGAGACCGACGUGGGUGACUUCCGGGGACUGCCGACUAAGGAACACGUUCAGUGCAUCAUGCUGGGUUACAGUCCAGAGCCGACCAAGGUGAAAAAACUCAUAACCCAAGUGGAAGAGAAGUUUGGAUCCGAGAACAACGAGGAUAUGGACACGAGCGAAGAUGCGAGGGAGAGGGCCACGAAGAGAAGGCACAGCAGCUCGUCUAGCGAUGACAGCGAGGAUGACGAACCGGAGAAAAAGAUUACGAAACUGUCGGUGGAGGAAGAGAAAACUGAGAAAGAGGAGAGUGGACUCAGUUUCAAAGAUAAGGAGAAAGCUUUGCAGAGUAUCAAGUCACUGGAUGGCAGGGACGUAAGUUAUCAGUACCACGCGAUCGCUGGCCUGGUGAAAAGGGCCGAGCGGGUGAUAUCGUGCACAAAGGACGAGCAAAAGAUCAAGAACAUGAAAGAGGCCGUCGAAGUGUUCGAGAAUUGGAUCACGGAUUAUAACGUGAAUGGCCGGGCAAAGGAGAACUUCAAUUAUUUGUCCAUCGACUUGGUACGAGCCUUCAAGCCAUUGGCCGACAGAUAUAAGAUAGAAGAUAAUGGAUUUCUUAAAGCGUACGAAGAAGUCGAUGGAGAUUAUAAAAAGCUGAGAAACGUUCAAGUUCCAGACUCGAGUAAUACGUGGGACAUAGAGAGAAAUAAGAAUCUUCGAAACCUGGUAGACCGUAUCAAGGAGAAGAAUAUUCAGUGGUACGAAACGGAUGACGAACUUCGCGAUUUACCUACAGAGGAACAUACCCGAUGUAUUAUGUGGGCUUUCAGCCACGAUGUCGGCAAGCUGAAAAAACUUUUACCUACGCUGGCCGAGAAGUUGAAAUCUUAAAUAUCAUCGUACAAAUGCGUUUAACCUACAUACUUAAGUUAUCACUAUAUGUACAAAAAGAUUUAGUUUUAUUUUUCUUCAA
This is a messenger RNA of Eufriesea mexicana, 3447 nucleotides long. RefSeq lists its product as uncharacterized. Gene Ontology annotation, biological process: cell differentiation; regulation of transcription by RNA polymerase II. The transcript is spliced from 13 exons. Gene Ontology annotation, molecular function: sequence-specific DNA binding; DNA-binding transcription factor activity, RNA polymerase II-specific. The record is from RefSeq and is a predicted model, not a curated record. NCBI's taxonomy places the organism in Eukaryota, Metazoa, Arthropoda, Insecta, Hymenoptera, Apidae. Gene Ontology annotation, cellular component: nucleus. The coding region runs from base 225 to 3365 and encodes 1046 amino acids.